AUGGCUUUUUCUGGUGAUGUCGCUGUGACCAAGAUGCCCACUAUAGACCCAGCCAUUGUCCGCGCCUUACACCUCGAUGCCGACACGGCCCACAUCUCCGCCCACGGCGGCUCGGGCUUUGCAUCGACAUUCCGCAUCACCACAGCCACCACGUCCAUCUUCGUGAAGCAGUCCCGCUCACCCGGUGCGGAUGUUAUGUUUCAGGGGGAACACGCCUCGCUGAACGCCAUCCACGACGCCGUGCCCAGCCUGUGUCCCCAAUCUUAUGCCUGGGGACCGUUGGAGAGCGGUGGGGGAUACUUCCUCGCCACGGAAUUCCUGGACUUUAGUGGACGGCUAUCAUCAGCAGCAGCAGCGAGGACUAGAAGCAGCAGUGGCAGUGGCAGUGGCAUGUCUCUCGCCCAGAAACUCGCAAGGCUACACACGACUCCUGCCCCGGUCCCCGAAGGGUACGAUUCACCUCAAUUUGGAUUCCCGGUCACAACGUGUUGCGGAGACACGCCCCAAGACAACACAUUCACCUCAUCGUGGGCCGAAUUCUUCGGGGAACACCGGCUCCUGGCGAUCCUCGAGCAAGCCGAAGAGAAUAACGGGAGAGACUCGGAGCUGCGCCGGGUGGUGGAACGGACGGUCCACGAGGUCGUGCCGAAGCUGCUUGGGAGCGACCACCUGGGCGGCAAGGACGGCAUCAAACCGGUCGUGGUGCACGGCGAUCUGUGGUCGGGCAAUAAAUCCCAGGGCAGCUUCGUUGGCCGCCGCGACGAGACGACCCGCGAGGACGUGGUGUUUGACCCGUCGUCCUGCUACGCGCACAACGAGUACGACUUUGGGAUCAUGCGCAUGUUUGGCGGGUUUCAUACGUCGUUCUGGAAAGAGUACCACGAGCUGGUGCCGAAGACGGAGCCAGUCGGUGAGUACGAGGACAGGGUAUCGUUGUAUGAAAUCUACCAUCACCUCAACCAUUACGCCAUCUUUGGCGGCGGCUAUAAAUCUGGCGCCAUUGGGAUCUUGAAGAAGUUGGCUAUGGUGCGGAUAAAAGACGGGCGGAAGCCCAAGGCUCGAUCGAGUCCAGAUGAAAGUUAUGACCGUUACCAGUGGCCUCGAUGGCGCACCAUGUUGUUGUUCCUGAUUGCGGCCCUCUGCGUCGAGGAGGCGUUCAAAGACGGCUUUUACUACAGACCACACUUGUACCUGGCUUCUUUGAUCCCGUCCUCCUUCCUCUCCUUGGAUCAGCGUGUUUCGAGAAUCAUGGCCGCGACACCUCUGAUGGACGGCCAUGAUGACUUGGCAUGGAGCAUCCGCGCCAACUUCCACAACCACCUGUACGACCAGGACUUCCGGACCAAGUUCGAGGACGGCGGGAUGCCGGACCAUCUGGACCUGGCCCGGCUGAAGCAGGGCCGGCAAGGCGGGCUCUUUUGGAGUUGCUGGGUCGAGUGUCCCGCCGACAUCUUUGACUUUUCCAAUGAAAACUACGCUUCUACUAUCGUCCUGGCGCUGUCGCAGAUGGACCUCAUCCACCGCGUGCAGGCCGCCCACGCAGAUAUCUUUUCCCCCGCCACGCUGGACAGCAGCACGGCCCUGACGGCUUUCAGGCGCCAUGGGAAGCUGCUCUCCCCGAUCGGGCUCGAGGGACUCCACAUGAUCGGCCGGAAUGCGUCGAUGCUCCGCCUCUACCACCAGCUGGGGGCCAAAUACGUCACGUUGACCUGGAACUGCCAUAACGCUUUUGCCGACGCCGCGCAGCUAACGAUCGAGGACGACUCGCCGAACCCUGGAGCUGCUCGACCGGCAGCACCACAUUGGGGCGGUCUGAGUCCGCUGGGUACUCGACUUAUCCGGGAGAUGAAUCGGCUGGGCAUGAUGGUUGAUCUAUCCCACACCCAUCCGGCGACCAUGCACGACGUGCUCGCGGGCAACCAGACCAAGUUAUUCUCUGGAAGCCGGGCGCCCGUCAUCUUCUCGCACUCGUCGGCACACGCGCUGUGUCCUCACCCGCGCAACGUGCCGGACUACAUCCUGCCUCUGGUCAAGCAGACCGAUUCUAUCGUCAUGGUGACUUUCGUUCCGGAAUUUAUCUCCUGCGUCAACUCGAGCACCCCCAACACCCUGCCGACCUUCUACCCGGCCAACUCCACGCUGGAGUGGGUGGCCGACCACAUCAUGUACAUUGGCACGAAGAUCGGCUUCGAGCACGUCGGCAUUGGGAGCGACUUUGACGGCACCCCGACCACGCCCCGGGGGUUGGAGGACGUGAGCAAGUUCCCCGACCUGCUGAAGGAGCUCUUGAGACGGGGCCUCAGUGAUCGGCAAGUCGAGGGCAUCACGGGGGGCAAUCUGCUACGCGUGUGGAAGAGGGUGGAGGAGGUGGGAAAGGAGAUGCAGCGAGAGGGCGUGGCGCCUAUGGAGGACGACAUUUGA
Messenger RNA from Fonsecaea erecta, 2421 nucleotides. RefSeq lists its product as hypothetical. Lineage: Eukaryota; Fungi; Ascomycota; Eurotiomycetes; Chaetothyriales; Herpotrichiellaceae. The record is from RefSeq and is a predicted model, not a curated record. Bases 1 to 2421 code for a protein of 806 amino acids. Gene Ontology annotation, molecular function: metallodipeptidase activity. The transcript is spliced from 6 exons. Gene Ontology annotation, biological process: proteolysis.